Messenger RNA from Scutellospora calospora, 695 nucleotides. Lineage: Eukaryota; Fungi; Glomeromycota; Glomeromycetes; Diversisporales; Gigasporaceae. The record is from the annotation of a GenBank genome assembly.
GUUCUACAGGUUCUUUGAUUAUAAAUAAAGGCAAACUUAAAAAAUAUUCCGCAUUACCCUCACCCCCAAGUGUCUCCUCUGAAGCAGAACAAAUUCAUGAGAUGGAAAAUAUAGAAGUUACCGAUCAAGACUUCAUUAAAAUCACCGAAGAAAAAUUUCGAAGUUAUGAUUUGAGAGGAAAACCAGCAACAAGACUUGCAAAUUUCAUUUCGGAACUCAAAAAAUCAAAAAACACAAAAUCAAAUACUGAGCUUGAAUAUGUUUUUGUGGACAAUUCCAACUUAUUGAAAAAGCAAGUACAUUUAGCUCUAUGUCGAUCAUGGAUGUCUUCUAUCAACAAUACAGAACGGACGAAAAAUAGGAUUCAAAAUCAAGGUUUUGAUGUAAUCGUAUUGCAAAUAAAGAAAGUCGAUAUAGAACUUGGAUUUCGUAUAGUGGAUACCGUUUAUUUGAAGGAUCCUAGCAUAGCUCUUAUAAUUGCUGGUGAUAUUGAUUAUAUUCCUGCGAUAAAUCGGGCCCGAGAUCUUAAUUGGAAGAUCGAAGGAUAUCCGGAAGAAAUUAUAAUGGAAUGUUUUGGUUCAUUAGAAUUAUUUGGAUUGUGGUUCAAAAAUGAAGGACCAAUUAUAUACUUGUACUUCAAUAACAAAACAGGUAAAAAAUUGGAUGGAAUCCAGUCAUCCGGGUUUGGGAAAUAG